This is a messenger RNA of Chanos chanos (milkfish), 2748 nucleotides long. RefSeq names its product glutamate receptor, metabotropic 4 (gene grm4). The transcript has 10 exons. Lineage: Eukaryota; Metazoa; Chordata; Actinopteri; Gonorynchiformes; Chanidae. Gene Ontology annotation, cellular component: membrane. The coding region runs from base 1 to 2748 and encodes 915 amino acids. The record is from RefSeq and is a predicted model, not a curated record. Gene Ontology annotation, molecular function: G protein-coupled receptor activity. Gene Ontology annotation, biological process: G protein-coupled receptor signaling pathway.
AUGACUCACUGUCUUAUGAGGGUGUUUGACCGGACGACCCGUCUGGGUCUGGGUUCGGCACCGGUCCUCCUCAGUGUCUUUUUGGUUACGUUGGCAGCCAGACCCAAAGGCCCCGGACACACGCAUCUGAACUCCAUCCGCAUCGAUGGAGACAUCUCGCUCGGCGGCCUGUUUCCGGUUCACGCCCGUGGGCAUGAGGGGAAGCCCUGCGGGGAGCUGAAGAAGGAGAAGGGCAUCCAUCGGCUGGAGGCCAUGCUGUUCGCGCUGGACCGUAUCAAUAACGACCCAGAGCUGCUGCCCAACAUCACGCUGGGAGCCCGUAUUCUGGACACGUGCUCCAGAGACACCCAUGCCCUGGAGCAGUCUCUCACCUUCGUCCAGGCUCUUAUCGAGAAGGACGGCACGGACGUGAAGUGCCAGGGGGGCGGGGCGCCCAUCAUCACAAAACCCGAGAGGGUGGUGGGUGUGAUCGGAGCCUCCUCCAGCUCAGUCUCCAUCAUGGUGGCAAACAUUCUCCGCCUCUUUAAGAUUCCCCAGGUGAGCUAUGCCUCCACGGCUCCAGAGCUAAGCGACAACACCCGGUAUGACUUCUUCUCCCGUGUGGUUCCACCCGACACUUACCAAGCCCAGGCCAUGGUGGACAUAGUGCUGGAGAUGCAAUGGAACUAUGUCUCCACAGUGGCGUCAGAGGGAAACUACGGUGAAAGCGGCGUUGACGCCUUCAUCCAGAAAGCUCGUGAACAUGGGAGUGUGUGCAUCUCACAGUCUGUUAAGAUCCCACGGGAGCCCAGGCAAGGAGAAUUUGACAAUAUCAUCAAGAGACUGAGAGAAAAUCCAAAUGCCAGGGUCGUCAUUAUCUUCGCAAAUGAGGACGACAUAAGGCGGUUGCUGCAGGCUGCAAAGAAGGCCAAUCAAACUGGUCAUUUCUUGUGGGUUGGGUCAGACAGCUGGGGUUCAAAGAUUUCCCCUGUGCUGCACCAGGAGGAGAUGGCUGAGGGCGCGGUCACCAUCCUGCCAAAACGCCAGUCCAUCAAAGGGUUCGACCGUUACUUCACCAGCCGCACUCUGGAAAAUAACAGGAGGAAUAUCUGGUUUGCCGAGUUCUGGGAGAACAAUUUCAACUGCAAACUGAGCCGACAUGCCUUGAAGAAAGGGUCGGGAAUAAAGAAAUGCACAAAUCAGGAAAGGAUUGGGAAGGACUCAUCCUAUGAGCAGGAGGGAAAAGUACAGUUUGUGAUUGACGCUGUCUAUGUCAUGGCUCACGCCCUCCACAACAUGCACAAAAACCUGUGUCCUGGAAAGGUGGGGCUGUGCUCCAAAAUGGACCCAGUGGAUGGCAGUCUUCUGCUCAAGUACAUUCGCAACAUUAACAUCGCAGGCAUCGCUGGGAAUCCUGUGCUUUUCAAUGAGAAUGGAGACGCUCCAGGUCGCUACGAAAUCUACCAGUAUCAGAUCAAAAACAGAACAGCCGAGUACAAAAUCAUCGGUCAAUGGACUGACCAGCUGUAUCUGAAUAAGCGGGCUAUGCAGUGGCCAGGCGGUGUUAAGGAAGUCCCCUCAUCUAUCUGCAGCCAGCCGUGUAAACCUGGGGAGAGGAAGAAAAUUGUGAAAGGCAUCCCCUGCUGCUGGCUUUGUGAACGCUGCGAUGGCUACCAGUACCAGGCUGAUCUGUACACCUGUAAGAUGUGCCGUUUUGACCUGCGACCAAACAAGAACCACACAGCCUGCCAGCCCAUUCCUAUUGUCAAGCUGGAAUGGAGUUCGCCUUGGGCAGUCAUUCCUGUCCUCAUAGCCAUUUUGGGUAUCUCAGCAACCCUGUUUGUCGUAAUCACCUUCAUCCGCUACAACGAUACACCCAUCGUCAAGGCGUCCGGCCGCGAGCUCAGCUAUGUGUUGCUGACAGGGAUUUUCCUCUGCUACGUCACUACCUUCCUGAUGAUCCUGGAGCCUGAUGUGGGAAUCUGCUCUCUACGCCGUAUUUUUCUGGGACUGGGCAUGAGCAUUAGCUAUGCGGCUCUUCUCACCAAGACCAAUCGAAUCUACCGGAUUUUUGAGCAGGGCAAGAUGUCAGUGAGCGCGCCGCGGUUCAUCAGCCCUGCAUCCCAGCUGGUGAUCACUUUUAGCCUGAUCUCGGUGCAGCUCCUUGGGGUGUGCAUCUGGUUUGCGGUGGACCCUCCACAAGCUCUCAUUGACUAUGAGGAACAGCGAACAGCCAACCCGGAGCUGGCGUGUGGCGUUCUCAAGUGCGACAUCUCAGACUUGUCACUCAUCUGUCUCCUGGGUUACGGCAUGCUGCUCAUGGUGACAUGCACGGUUUAUGCCAUCAAGACACGAGGAGUUCCUGAGACCUUCAACGAAGCCAAGCCCAUCGGCUUCACCAUGUACACCACCUGCAUCAUCUGGCUGGCUUUCAUCCCCAUCUUCUUUGGCACCUCACAGUCAUCAGAGAAGAUGUACAUCCAGACGACCACGCUGACCAUCUCAGUGAGCCUGAGUGCGUCUGUGUCUCUGGGAAUGCUCUACAUGCCCAAAGUUUAUGUGAUUCUGUUCCAUCCUGAGCAGAACGUGGCCAAGCGCACGCGCAGUCUGAAGGCAGUGGUCACUGCCGCCACCAUGUCCAGCAAGUUCAACCCGAAAGUCAGCCUUCGACCCAAUGGAGAGGCCAAAACGGAACUCUGCGAGAACCUGGAGACCCAAGCAUUUAACCCCAAACAAACAUAUAUCAGCUAUAGCAAUCAUGCAAUCUAA